This is a messenger RNA of Oncorhynchus tshawytscha (Chinook salmon), 1170 nucleotides long. Its product is annotated as FHF complex subunit HOOK interacting protein 1A-like. The record is from RefSeq and is a predicted model, not a curated record. NCBI's taxonomy places the organism in Eukaryota, Metazoa, Chordata, Actinopteri, Salmoniformes, Salmonidae. Bases 327 to 1058 code for a protein of 243 amino acids. The transcript has 4 exons.
GAGAGGAGAAGCGAUCACAACCACAGCUGCUCAGUAACGGUCUGAGCUGUGAGGUCCACACAGUCAAUGAGGAGGUCGACGAUGACCGUAAACGCAAGUCGUCUGGACCGCAUUUGGACCACAACUGCAACAGGACGCUGACCACGACCGUGAAUCAGACAAAUGACCUGACAACCGCAGACCACCAGGAGAGAACCACCUCAGAGAACCACACACACCCAGGCGAGAAACAGCAGGACUGUAACAAAACCGAUGCUGAUCAUCCUGUGAGCCCGGUUACGACCUCGGCGGUGGAUGACAGCUUCCUGUCCCAGUAUCGGGAGCUCAUGCGCUCGCUGGGGGCGGAGCCUGAUGACGUCACCGAUGACAUCACAGAGUUCAGGAAGCGUGUGUUGGCUCUGGCCCAGGGAGGAGAGGAGGAGGAGGUGGACUUUAGCGUGUUCUCUACAGACUCCCCGGAACCGAAGGAUGCCGAUCUGGAACCGGAGAACAGUCCAGAACUGACGAGCAACAGCCAAGACAGAAAACAUGGGAUACCCUUCACUGGCCCGUUCAUUAGUGUUCUGCUGUCACGGUUGGAGAACCUGUUGGAGAACCCUAUUCCAGUCAACCUGCUAGUUACAGGGAUCCUGUCUCAGCUCGCCAAAUACCCCCAGCCUCUCCUCCGGGCGUUCCUACUGAACACGCACACUGACCCACCGCCCAACGUACACACACUAUACCAGGUGCUGGUCUCUGUGCGUGUGCAGAUAGAGAAGUACGCAACGGACCAGACAGAGUUUCCUGCUACAGUCAGAGAAGCGUGGAGAUACCUACUGGCUAGAGACCAAGCACUGAAACUCAGAGAGUUCCUCCAGGACAGCCAUAGUGAUAACAGGAAGAGUGUUCUACCCAAUGGAACACAGCAGAUAACGCAGAACGUCCCCCCAUGUCCCAACAUUCCUCCGCAGGCCAGGAACAGAGUCUUCGCUACGGUUCUAUAUGCAGAGUUCUUAAAGGAGUUAGCUGCCAUCGCACAGGAACACUCUAUAGUACCUGACUCACCGAUAGAGGACUAGAUUAACACACCUGACUCACCGAUAGAGGAGAUUAACACACCUGACUCACCUAUAGAGGAGAUUAACACACCUGACUCACCUAUAGAGGAAUAGAUUAACACAUCUGACUCAC